AUGCGCUUCAACACCAACGUCCUCUUCCAGUGUGCCGCUGGCCUUCUCGCCUUGGCCGGCAUCGCUGAAGCCUCGGCUCUUCCUGUGUUGGAGGGCAACGGCGAGGAGCUCAUGGCUGCCCAGGCCGGCUCGCUCGAGAAGCGCGGCAAGUACGAAUGGGCCGUCGUCCUGGGCACCUACGACAGCAACCGGUGCGACGGCUGGCAGCGCGACGCGACGCAACCCGACGGCGUUUGCUACAAGCUGGGCAACCAAGACUACGGCAUGAAGAUCUUUUGGCUCGCUCAGGGCUGUCGAGUUCUCGUCACUGGCGAGAAUGGCGCCUGCACCACCUCCGGAGGAACCGGCACUUGGUACAGCAACCUGAACGAGUGCAUCCCGCUCAACGGCAAGUGGUUCUACCAGGUGUACUGUUAA
Messenger RNA from Pyricularia grisea, 417 nucleotides. RefSeq lists its product as uncharacterized. The coding region runs from base 1 to 417 and encodes 138 amino acids. The transcript has 2 exons. The record is from RefSeq and is a predicted model, not a curated record. Lineage: Eukaryota; Fungi; Ascomycota; Sordariomycetes; Magnaporthales; Pyriculariaceae.